AAACAAUAAGACGAAAAUGUUUCGUCUAACGGCGUGGUUCAUCCGCAAGGCGUUGGAUAGGCCUCCCAACGAACAAUUGUCGUUAUCAGAAAAUAUACGGCUUUGCGAGGAAAAACUCCAACGGGACGAUGAUCAUGAUAGCAAACCGAAGCAAGAAGAGAUUGUCAAGCCAAUCAUUGAACCAACAGAUUGUUUCCAAACGACCGGAACAAUAACGGAGGUAAAGGCUGACUAUUUCAUAAUCGACGGGAUUUAUUUUGUGCCGAAAUCUUUGGUAAAAAACAACGAAGCGGGAAAGCAUGUGGAGGAAAACACGAAGCUUCAGUUCCUUGCCAACCGAAAAACCGAUCCAGUAUCAGGAGAAACUUCUACAAAGGUAGUCAAAAUUAUUUCCGUGCUCGGUAACCUUUGGAGCGGCGGUGACACAGCGGCAGCUGCUGAAAAGGAAGAUUGGACGCAUCCGACUGACACGGCUAAAACCACGUACUACCAGAGCAAUCGGCGCCGAGAACCAGGUACCGUGAUCGGCAUCGAGAACGAUGUGCUGAUUGUGGAAACAGACGCCGGUGAUCCGAUUAGUGUGAACAUUGACAAAACCAGCAUGACGUUUGUGCCGGUAAUGGGUGACUACGUGACACUGGACUGCGUAGUGCAGAUGGAUGGAACGUUCGUAGACUUUAAAGGGGAGGUGCUGGAGGUGGUUGGCAUUGAACCGAGCCGCACCGUUUCCGACAUCGGUACAAUCGUCGCAAUCGAGGAGGAAGGUGGUGAAAUCCGAACCGCAUCGAACAGUACCGUCUUGUACCAGAUGGCAAUACUCAACGAUUACCGACCAAACAAGGGUGACCGGGUGGAGUUUCAAGCCGUCGAAAACAAACACGUGCGAAUGCGUUGCAUCAAGGUGACACUGCUUGCUACAGCCGUAAUCAAAACGCUAGCAAACAGUCCGGCCCAAACAAACGGCACCGACAGUAGACAGAAGGAUACUUUAUGGCAGGAUAAGCAUGGUAUUCGCAUUGCUGGUGACUUUGACGUUACACUGAAGAAUGGGGAGGAUGUUGAGUGCCGAAAGGUGACGAUAAGAAAUGAUUCAGACAGGCAGCAGAAAAUAUUAAAAAUGUUGGGCCCGAAAAGUGAAUGCUCCCAGGUGCGCCUAAAAUCGCCGCCCGCCUACACGCAAAUGUUCCUUUUCCCAGGGGAAUCGAUUGAGUACGAGUUCGAGAUCUCCGGCGGUGGUUUAUUCGGUAGGAAUGAAGAAUCUUGCAUCUGGUGUUUCGGUGGGUCCUUCCGCAUUGGUCGUGUCUUUCGGAUCACGGUAGGCAAUGCAGCGGAUACAAACCAGUCAGUAGUGAUGAAAGCAACGGGGGGUGGUAUGCACAACGGUAGGAUGUCGUACUGCAAGAAGCAGCUUGCCCUGCUAAACAUGAGACGUGCUCCGGGGACGGUUCUGGCCGGACGGGGUAUAACAAACCGAAUGAACUUUAUCGCGCACCCACUGCCCAUGUACAAUGUACCGUCGGAUUUGUACGACAUUUUACUAACGUUGCCAAGCCGGGCCGAGAUCAAAAACACACUUGAGCGGCCACCGUACUGCCUGAACGAGAAGUUGACCCCAAUGAACUACAGUCGUAUUAUGAAAAAUUUCAUUUAUCUCGAGGAAAUAAGUCUACAGAUCGAGUUUCGCAAACAUGAUAUCGAACGGACACACUUUACACCGGAGGAAAGUUUCCUCGCGCUGGACGUGCCAAACAUAGCGGAGGCGCGGCCUUCCAUCAUGGUGGGCGACUCGGUGCGUGCCACAGCGCCCUGGACAAAAGACACCACCAUCUAUCAGGGUGUCAUUCACCGGGUGCUGCAUAGCCGGGUAUUUCUCAAGUUCGAUCAAGCCUUUCAUUCGCAGUACAAUGGCGAAUGCUAUGCAGUACAGUUUGUAUUCGGGCGUGGCACAUUCCGCAAGCAGCAUCACGCCAUCAAACGCAUACAGCAGACGCUGGGAUACGAGUAUCUGUUUCCGGUGCAAAUAAAACACCAACAACCGGUGCUAAAUGUGCGACUUAACGCACGGAACGACAUGCUGCUGGAGGAGAAAACGGCCGAUGCCGCCAAGGUGCGCAUGUUGCCGUGGUACAAUGAGGCGCUAAAUCGCUACCAGAGGCAGGCGGUUGUGAACGUACUGCGUGGCGAGGCACGUCCAAUGCCCCAUAUCAUCUUUGGACCGCCUGGUACGGGCAAAACGGUUACCAUUAUUGAGCUGAUUCAUCAGCUUGUCGCGAAUGUGCCUAGCGCCCGGGUUAUCGUGGUAACGCCGUCCAACAGUGCGGCCUAUCUGAUUACAGAGCGGUUGGCGCGCGGUGGAAUUUUACAGCCAGGCGAUUUUAUCCGGCUCGUUGCCAUGAGCCAGGUCGAGCGGGAAGCGGUUCCGGAGCAUCUUGUCCAGUACUGUGCCACGGUCGAUGUGGCUGAUGAGCGUAACACACUGGGUGACGUGCUUGUGACUGAAUCGGGUCUGCGCAUGAAAUUCCAAGCAAAACACAUAGGGAGACACCGUGUGACCAUUAGCACUUGUCUCGGUAUCGGUUCGCUGAUGAUGAUGAGCUUCGAUCCGAAUCACUUCACGCAUGUAAUUAUCGACGAGGCUGGCCAGGCGAUCGAACCGGAAACGCUGAUUCCUAUUUGUCAAGUUAGCCGAAGGGACGGUACCGUCGUACUGGUUGGUGAUCCAAAGCAGCUCUGCCAUUCCGUACAGUUUUCCGAAGGCGAAGAAUGGAAGAGCAACAUCUCGCUGAUGGAACGGCUGCUGGUCAACCAAAAACUGUACGCUGUCGACCGGGCGCGUUUCACCGACGACACGGCCGGGUACGAUCCACGGUUGGUGACGAUGCUUCGCAUCAACUAUCGAUCGAUACCGUCCGUACUGUCGCUGUACAACGAUUUGUUUUACGAGAGUUCGCUCGAACCGUAUCAGCCGGUGGUCACCGAGCCGGACGUAGAAUUGAUCGCUGCAAUACGCGACAUUUUGCGACUUCCACCGUCGGACAACGAAGAAAGCGCGCGGAACGGGUUCUUUUUCUGUGGUAUCAACGGCACCAACAAACAAUCGCCGGAAAGUCCGUCCUGGUUUAAUCCGGCCGAAGCGUGCAUGGUGCACAAGAUCGUCGAACGGCUGUACCGAGGCGGACGUUACGGGCCGAACGAUAUCGGCAUCAUUACGCCGUACGUUAUGCAGGUGCGCAGCAUCAGGCGCAUAUUCGAUGCGGCUUCACUCGAAUCACCCAAGAUCGGUUCGGUGGAAGAGUUCCAAGGACAGGAGCGCAAAGUGAUCAUAAUGUCGGUGGUACGUUCCUCCCGCCAUCAUUUGACGCGCGAUGCCUCAACCAGGCUUGGAUUUAUAUCAGCACCAAAGCGUAUUAACGUGGCCAUUUCACGUGCCAAGGUUGCACUGGUGGUCGUAGGCAAUCCGCACCUGCUGGCAACGGACGGGAUAUGGGGCAGUUUGCUGCAAAGCGCAAUGGACAGGGAUUCGUAUUGCGGCUGUACGAUCGCAUCGGUGAGCAAGCGACAGAAAUCGGUUGACCGUCCGAAUAUGAUUAGAGCGCAUAAUCUUUUGCAGCGUCAGUACGAUGAUGACGAGGAGGAGGAGGACGAAGAUGGACAAUAUUGAUCAUCGCGUGGAGUGGCGAAAUUAAUGUUCAUUACGAUCAAAUAGAUUAGUUUGAUGUACGUAACACAUCGUGAUUCCAUUAUGUUAACCAUACGACGAAAAAAGAAAAACUGUUUUUGAUACCAGUAUGGGAAUUGGUUUGAAUUUUAAUUGAUUGGUAUUUUUAUUCUAUGCUUCUUUAGUUUCUUACUGUUUUUGGUUCUUUGCUGAAUGCCCUCCCUUUUAAACUAAAGGAAUUAAAUUAUUUUCUGGCUGCUUUUUUUCUUUUUCACCUUUCAACAUAAUCUUCCCGGUGCGCUUGUUACAGCUGCUUCUUUAUCAGGCUUCUGCUAUUAUUUUUAUGCAAGUUUAACGCGAGAAUUAGAGGCGAUUUCCAUCCAUCAUUGGCGUCAGACGUGAUUCAGUGAUUGUAUUUGUCUCAUGCUGUUUAGUUGUAUUUUUUAAAUCGUUUUUGCAAGAAAUAAUUCAUUCGUUAAGAAUUACUGCCAUUAUUAGUAGUAGUAGUAACAUUAUUGCAGGUAUUGCUAACUAUAAAAACUGUUUUCAUUAAGAACAUAUUUCUGUAUUACUGUAAAGUCAACAUUAUUUCCAACCAGUAAACCAAGAAUCUGUUUUGUGAAUAAAAUUUAAAACAUAUUGAAA
This is a messenger RNA of Anopheles funestus (African malaria mosquito), 4303 nucleotides long. RefSeq names its product probable RNA helicase armi (gene armi). Bases 17 to 3661 code for a protein of 1214 amino acids. Gene Ontology annotation, molecular function: helicase activity. The record is from RefSeq and is a predicted model, not a curated record. The transcript has 3 exons. Lineage: Eukaryota; Metazoa; Arthropoda; Insecta; Diptera; Culicidae.